Molecule: messenger RNA, 957 nt
Organism: Bacillus rossius redtenbacheri
Lineage: Eukaryota; Metazoa; Arthropoda; Insecta; Phasmatodea; Bacillidae
Exons: 3
Coding region: 1-957 (318 amino acids)
Source: RefSeq, a predicted model, not a curated record
AUGCGGGCUCGGACCUUCUGCGCCCCCUACUCCCCCCACCCCUCCCCUCCCGGAUGUCCUGACAGCGGGCCUUGGGGCAGCAGGAUGACAGCUCCUGAUGAGGACUACGGGCGGCGGGAGCGGUUCCUGCUGCACCACGCCCACCAGUACCUGCCGCCCCCGUCCCCCGCCCACGCCCUCGGAGACCGCUACAUCCCGCCCCCGGCGCCCGGCGAGCGCUACAUCCCGCCCCCGGCGCCGGGCGAGCGCUACCUGCCGCCCCCGGCGCCGGCCCCGGCCGACCGGUACGCGGACCGCUACCGCCAGGCGCCGGCGGCGGCGACCCCCGGCGGGCCCGGCGACCCGUACAUGCGGCGAGACCUCGGCUACCACCACCACUACCGGCUCCCGUACCACGGCCACCAGUACCACCCGCACUACCUGCUCCACGCGCACGCGCGCGCGCCGCACCGGCCCGCCGCCGCCUACCACCACGCGCACCAUGGGCCCGCGCCGUCUCCCAGCCGCGCGCACCGCCGCUGCUGCCCCUCGCCCAGCCACUACCCGGGCCCGCCCGCCCCCACCACGCCCACCUCCUGCCCGCGCGCGCCGCCGCCGCCGCCCCAAGCCGCCGCCGCCUCCAGCCCGGUGGAGUACGUGGGCGCGAGCGGCGGCCGACACGUGUCCACGCCGCCGCCGGCCGCGCAGCUGCCCCGCUGCAGCAGCAUGAGCAGCUGCGAGGCGGGCGGCGGCGCCGGGGGCGGCUGCGACCCGGGCUCCACCGUGUCGCUGUGCUGCGGCAGCGGCCGGCGCUUCGGCGAGCCGCCCCCGGCGCCGUCGCUGCCCGCGCUCUCCGCGCCGCACCACGCCGCCGCCGCCGUAAUCUGGAAACAAAAGUAUCCCUUGCGGCCCCUGAGGAAUGGUUGGGGGUACGAGGGAGGGAAGGGGGAGAGUCUGCCCUGGGGAGAUACUUCAUGA